Molecule: messenger RNA, 528 nt
Organism: Acanthocheilonema viteae
Lineage: Eukaryota; Metazoa; Nematoda; Chromadorea; Rhabditida; Onchocercidae
Source: the annotation of a GenBank genome assembly
AUGUCUUACCCUUCAUUUCUACUUCGAAUGUUUAGGAAUAUUGCAAUAAAUGAUCAAGCUGGAGAUAUAAUGAUAAGAGAACAAACUAGCACAUUGUGCUUGGCUAACAAUGAUCAAUAUGGUCAAGUCUUAUUCUACGGAACAGAUUUUUUCGCAGUGACCCGAUUGAUUAGUAUCAUUGUUGUACAACGAGAUUUAUUCCGUCAAGUUUUUUUUGUGUUGGAGGUUGUAGGUUAUGGAUAUUUAAUGAAAUAUAGGAUUCGAAUGAUUUGUAGACGUUUUCAUGUUUUGUUGUUAGAGGAAUUAUUUUCAGGAUACAACUGCUCAACAAAUAGCAGUAUGGCAAAGUCUAAGAAUCACACAAAUCAUAAUCAGAAUAGAAAAGAUCACAGAAAUGGUAUCAAGAAGCCGAAAAAACAUCGUUUCAUGUCCAUGAAGGGAGUUGAUCAAAAAUUUCUGCGGAAUCUUCGAUUCGCCAAGAAGCAUAACAAGCGACGUCAGCAGCAGAAGAAGGAAUCUGAAGCUUAA